AUGGGGACGCUGUCCCUGCUGUGGGGCCUGGCGCUGGCCCCCAUGGGCUGGGUGCUGCUGCUGGCCGCCACGGCCGCCCCGCGCUGGCGAGAGCUCCACGAGCGCCCCGGCUUCCCCCGCGACCUCUCCUUCAGCGAUGGCCUCUGGGAGAGCUGCGUGGAGGCGCUGACACAGCCGGGCCCGGCCUGCCGCACCCUCCCGGAGGACACAGCCCGUUUCUGGCCCAUGCGGGUGCUGAGAGCAGCCACCGUGGGCUCGCUGCUGCUGGGGGCCCUGGCGUACGGCCUGGCCAUGCUGGGGGCACGCUGGUGGGCCCCCCCGCCACGGCACAACCUGGUGGCCGCUGCCGGGCUGCUGCUGGCGCUGGCGGGUGCCCUGUACCUGGGUGCCGCUGCCUACAUGGCUCAUCGGGUGCUGGAGGACCUGGCCGACCCACAGACCCCCGCCGCAGAUCGCUUCCACCUGGGGACGUGUCUCUACCUGGGCUGGAGCGGCGGAGGGACGGAGGUGCUGGCUGGCGUCUGCCUGGCCACCAGCUCCUGCAGGAACAGGGGGCUCGUUGGGGAGGCAGCUGCUGCCCCUUACGAGGUGGAUUAUUGA
Columba livia (rock pigeon) is the source of this 600-nucleotide messenger RNA. Its product is annotated as claudin-7-like. The transcript has a single exon. NCBI's taxonomy places the organism in Eukaryota, Metazoa, Chordata, Aves, Columbiformes, Columbidae. Gene Ontology annotation, molecular function: structural molecule activity. Gene Ontology annotation, cellular component: bicellular tight junction; plasma membrane. The record is from RefSeq and is a predicted model, not a curated record. Gene Ontology annotation, biological process: bicellular tight junction assembly; cell adhesion. The coding region runs from base 1 to 600 and encodes 199 amino acids.